AUGUCAGGCGAUGAAAAUAUGUUCUUCAUCCUUCACUACUAUAAAAACCAAAAUCCAAGAUGGUUGAGGAAAUGUAGCUUCUUUGAAUGGAAAGAUGAAGAACAGGCAGACGGGUACUACAAAAACCUGUUAUAUUCUCUGAAGCAGAAAUUGGAUGCCAAAGAGGAACUGUCUGAGAUGAACAAAUUGAGGAGAAGGAUUGCUGAAGUGGAGUUUCUACUGUCACAGGAGCAGUAUAAGGUGGCAAAGAGUGAGAAAGAAGUUCAUGAUGCAAGGAAGGCAAUAAGCAGGUACAGGAUGAUAGUUGCCCUGUUGUUUGCUUGCUUGGCCCUAUGUGUUUUGAAGUUAGGGGGGGGGGGGUGA
Molecule: messenger RNA, 363 nt
Organism: Lactuca saligna
Lineage: Eukaryota; Viridiplantae; Streptophyta; Magnoliopsida; Asterales; Asteraceae
Source: the annotation of a GenBank genome assembly